GAGUUGGACCAAACUCUAAAUAUAGCUCAACCCACUUUCCAUGCAGUUUUCUUCAUACUCUGAUGGCAGAUGACCUUGUCAGAAAACUGACCUCCCAGCAUGUCACUCUUUACAAAGAGAGGAUCUAAAGGAACAGGAUUGCAACGUAAAAGGACAGAAAAGCAAUCAACCAUCUGCUUGCUGCAAAUGAAUGUAGAUCCUGCAGGUGAUGAAGCUAUUGAGAAAGUAAGUGGUAACAAGAGAACCCAUCAAGAUUCAGAUUCCAAACCUGCUGUGACAAAGAAAAGAAAGAAGCCUACAGAGUGUUUUCUAAGUCAGCCUGAAGAAAAACAAGAGAGCACUGUAAAGACAAAGAGGAGAAAGAAGAAGAAAAUUUCUGAUAUUCUGGAAAAAUCUGCUCCAAAACCCGGUGUCCCUGAAGAUCUACAAAAUCUGCUGAGUCGACAUUUUGGUGAAAACCGUUCAGUGAUUGAAAUAGAGGAAUUAAAGCUGUCAGAUUCCUGUUUUUUGCCAGCCAAUGAUCUCACCCACAGUUUUUCUUCGUACCUGAAGGAAAUCUGUCCUAAGUGGGCAAAACUCCGUAAAAACCACAAGGAAAAGAAGUCGGUGGUGAUGCUGGUCAUCUGCAGUUCUGCCCUUCGUUCCUUGGAACUCAUCAAGUCAAUGACAGCAUUUAAAGGAGACUGCAGAGUUCUCAAGUUGUUUGCAAAGCACAUAAAGAUAAAAGAACAAAUGAACAUGUUGGAGAAAGGCGUGUUCCACAUCGGGGUUGGAACUCCUGGGAGAGUAAAAGCACUAGUGGAGCAAGAUGCCCUGUGCUUGAACUCCACAAAAUAUAUGAUUCUGGAUUGGAACUGGAGAGAUCAGAAACUAAGGAGAAUGAUGGAUAUCCCUGAGAUAAAGAAAGAAACAAUUGACCUACUGGAGAUGAAUAUCAUAAAGCUGUGCAGAGAGGGGUCUGUGAAGCUGGGACUCUUUUAAGGGUCAUUUGCAGUUGCAUUUUACUAUUACCUUGUCUGCAGUUGGCAAGUGAUUAACUGGUGACGGAAUCAAGUUUUGAGUUUAGCAAUACAAAAGAAGGCACAUGGCAACUUUUUCUGAGUUUCCUUUUCUUUUAAUAAUAAAACAGAAAAUUUAUUUGUAUUUUUAGUGUGAUUUUUAUUGCAGGAACAAUGUGAUGUUGAAAUUAAGAGUAAUAUUGCAUUCACCUGCUAGAUUUACUACUGUAUGUCACUUUUAAAACUUCAAAGAUGAGUAAACUUGUGUGUGAAAGUCUUUGUACAACUUGGUUUUCUGUUAUCACUGUCUGCUAUUCCGAAGGAGACAUUUAGAAUCACAGAAUGGUUCAGAUCGGAAAAGAUCUUUAACGUCAUUGACUCCAACUGUUAACUUAAUGCUUAAGGACAUCCACCAUGUCCUUAAGCACCACAUCUGUAAUUCUCUUAAAUACCUCCAGGUAUAGUGACCCAACAUCAUCCCUGGACAGCCAGAAGACUACUGUAGACUAGCCCCAGACCCUGCACUGCUUGCCUGGGCCAACUAGCCAGAGCCCUACAACACUUGCCCUAGUUGGCCAGCCAGAGCCCUGUACCACUUGCUCCGGCUGCAAGAUCCCUGCACCGUUUACUUUUCUCCUGCGAGUGGAAAUGUAGUUCUUGCCCCUGAGGGUCUUUGAAAAAGUUGUCUAGAUUGCAGUAAUUUGUCAAAAACAUAUUUUACAGCUAUCU
Messenger RNA from Colius striatus (speckled mousebird), 1727 nucleotides. It is a transcript of the gene CMSS1, whose product is annotated as cms1 ribosomal small subunit homolog. The record is from RefSeq and is a predicted model, not a curated record. Gene Ontology annotation, cellular component: nucleus; 90S preribosome. The coding region runs from base 100 to 981 and encodes 293 amino acids. NCBI's taxonomy places the organism in Eukaryota, Metazoa, Chordata, Aves, Coliiformes, Coliidae. The transcript has 10 exons.